Messenger RNA from Micromonas pusilla CCMP1545, 1506 nucleotides. RefSeq names its product major facilitator superfamily. Gene Ontology annotation, molecular function: molybdate ion transmembrane transporter activity. The record is from RefSeq and is a predicted model, not a curated record. Gene Ontology annotation, biological process: molybdate ion transport. The transcript has a single exon. Lineage: Eukaryota; Viridiplantae; Chlorophyta; Mamiellophyceae; Mamiellales; Mamiellaceae. Gene Ontology annotation, cellular component: membrane. The coding region runs from base 61 to 1422 and encodes 453 amino acids.
CGCACUUCCUCUCGCGCGUCGAGUGCGUGCCCCCCUCCCCCAACCGGAAACAAGCCAACCAUGGAGGGUUACUACUGGCUUCAGUUCGGCAUCCUCGCGAUCGCGUGCGCGGGGCUGGAGAUGCAAAAGGCCGGGAACAAAGAGCGCGUCGCGAUGCCGGACACCUUCAUCUCGUUUCGCAACCUGUACCUGUUCGUGUACUCGCUCAUGAUGGCGGGCGACUGGCUGCAAGGCCCGUACGUGUACGCGCUGUACCAGCACUACGGAUACAGCACGGGCGACAUCGGCAAACUCUUCAUCGCGGGCUUCGGGUCGUCCAUGAUCUUCGGCACCGUCGUCGGAUCGAUGGCGGACAAGUACGGACGGAAAAACGCGGCGCUGACGUACUGCGUGACGUACAUCGCGUCGUGCGUCACGAAGCACUGGAGCGAUUACAACGUCCUGAUGCUCGGGAGAUUCUUCGGCGGGAUCGCGACGUCGCUGCUGUUCACGUCGUUCGAGUCUUGGCUCGUCGCGGAGCACUUCAAGCGCGGGUACGAGGCGGAGUGGUUGGACAAGACGUUCGCGAAGGCCAUCUUCCUCGGGAACGGGCUCGUCUCGAUCGUCUCCGGGCUGCUCGCGAACUUCCUCGUGACGGACAUGAACAUGGGCCCGGUCGCGCCGUUCGACGCCGCGGCGUGCUUUCUCGCGAUCGGCGGCGUCGUCAUCCUCUUCACGUGGAGCGAAAACAAGGGCGACGCCAGCGAGAGCACGACGGUGCAGCAGGGCAUGCAGCAAGCGUACGCCGCGAUCGCGUCGGACAAGCGCGUCUUCUACCUCGGCGCGAUGCAGUCCCUGUUCGAGGCGUCGAUGUAUUCGUUCGUUUUCUUGUGGACGCCCGCGCUCGGGCCGAACGGGGAGGACAUCCCGCACGGGAUGAUCUUCGCGACGAUGAUGGUCGCGUGCAUGGUCGGCUCGUCCGUCGCGUCGAGGAUAAUGUCCCGGCCGGACACGAGGCCGGAGAAGUACAUGCAGACCGUGUUCCUCGCGUCCGCGGCGUCCCUGUCGAUUCCCGUGCUGACGCGGUCGUUAGGCAUGGAGAGCGACGGGUACAAGGGCGGACCGAUCACGUUCGAAGGGAAGGUGCAGAUGCUCGGGUUCUUGGUCUUCGAGGCGAUGGUUGGAAUUUUCUGGCCGUCGAUGAUGAAGAUGCGGUCGCAGUACGUCCCGGAGGAGGUUCGGUCGACGGUGAUGAACUUUUUCAGGAUUCCGUUGAACUUGUUCGUGUGCGUCAUCCUGUACAACGUCGCGAUGUUCCCGCUCGCGGCGAUGUUCGCGAUGUGCACGCUGUUCUUGUUGAUCGCCGCGGCGCUUCAGAAGAAGCUCGAACAACUCACGGAAGGGCCGGUGUACAAGAAAGCGGCGGGGAUGGGGCCGCCUUGAUCGGAUCGGGGAUCGGGGAUCGGUGGAUCGGUGUACGUACAUAUUUUUUCGAUUUACAGUACGUGUAUGCGUUGUGCGUUGAUG